Molecule: messenger RNA, 225 nt
Organism: Phytomonas sp. EM1
Lineage: Eukaryota; Euglenozoa; Kinetoplastea; Trypanosomatida; Trypanosomatidae
Source: the annotation of a GenBank genome assembly
AUGAAGCUCGAGGCUCCUCCUUCUCACCACAUCCCCCAUCUCUUGACCAAACUCAAGAUGACCCCCAGGAAGAUCGUAACCCCACCGGUGAACUACCGAGAACGAUUCCCCACACCUCGUACGCUGCUUUCCCCGGAAGCAACCCACUUUAGGGUUCCUUCUCCCCCGCGAGAGAAUAUCCUAGGUCCCGUCCCAGGCUCUCUCGCGCCGCCGCUACCCAGGUAG